This is a messenger RNA of Vollenhovia emeryi, 1770 nucleotides long. RefSeq names its product DNA polymerase delta subunit 3-like. Gene Ontology annotation, molecular function: DNA-directed DNA polymerase activity. Gene Ontology annotation, cellular component: nucleus; delta DNA polymerase complex. The record is from RefSeq and is a predicted model, not a curated record. Lineage: Eukaryota; Metazoa; Arthropoda; Insecta; Hymenoptera; Formicidae. The transcript has 2 exons. Gene Ontology annotation, biological process: nucleotide-excision repair, DNA gap filling; DNA synthesis involved in UV-damage excision repair; DNA replication. Bases 123 to 1538 code for a protein of 471 amino acids.
AGUAUUUAUGUAGUUAUUACUCCAGAAAAUUAGGUUAGAUCGUCAACACUGACGUUCAUACACAACUGGAGGACCGAAUUGAUAAUUAACAAAUUUAUAAUACAAAUCAUUGAAGAAUUAUUAUGGAAGCAUUGAACGAGCAUUUAGAAACUUUGGCCGGCCAUGUUUUCGACAACGACAAGCUGGUAACCUACAAAUGGCUGAGCAAAGAACUACGUGUCCACGUUAACAUAGCAAAACAGAUCUUGUGGGAGUUCCAUCAAAAAUAUCAUAAAAGCAAUAACAUUGAAUGCACAUAUUUGCUAAUAGGUCUUCUAAAGGACAAAGGAAUACGUGUGGAGGUUGUCAGAGAGUCCGAUGUAUCUAAGGCUAAAGAAAAGUUCAGUAAAAUUAUGUCGGAGCAUGUCUACAGUGUCCAUAAACCGCUUGCGGAUUUGGAACUGCUUGCCACUUCUGGUUCCGGCGAUAUAAAUUACAGCGCAAUAAAGUGCGAUGCUUGCAAAGAGCGAAGUGAUGAAGAAAUGCAACUAUUACGAUGGGGCACGGUUGCCAAGAAGGUUGCAAUGGAAAAUACGACAAGUUCAAAGUCUACAAAUUCAAUAAAUCCACCAAAAACAGAAAAGAAUCCAACGACAGCAAUGAAAAGUGGAUUUAAUAAUCUGUUUAAUAAGGCUGGAAAAUCAAAGAGCCCUGAAAAAUUGAAAUCGUCCUUCCAGGAACGUGAUGGAAACUCAAUAAAGAAAGAUAACGUUUUGAAGAAGAAAAAUUCAGUGAAGAAUAAAGAUUCAACGGAGACAGAUCAAGCUUUAAUGGAGGAAACUGAAGAAUUAAAAACUGGAAAAGACACUGUAGAGAAGGAUACAAAUUUUGCCCAGAAAGAUAAAGAUUCUGCAGAAAAGAUAAAAAAUUCAACUGGAAAAACUAAAAACUCCAUGGCCAAUUCUACUACUAAAAAAGUAUCUUCACAAAAUAAUGCUGGGAAAAAAGGAAAUUUGAAUAACUUUUUUGGAAAGUCGACAUCUUCAAAACAUGUAGAAGUAACGCCAUCAGAAGAGAAAAAUGAUAAUGUUAAAGAGGAAUUUACCGAAAGAUCAAGUAAAGAAAAAGAAGCGAGUAAAGAAAAGAAGAAUUUGCAUGGGAAAAAGCGCAACAGAAGUAAAGAGACGGAUAGAAAUGCUAAGAAACGGAAGAGAGUUGUCGUACAGAAUGACUCCAGUGAUUCGGAGAUACAAAGUGACAUAGAGAUGGAAGAAUCAUUUCCCGAAAUGGAGCCGGAAACUCUUGCGAAACCAAAGAGUCCUUCUCCACCAAGAGAGAAACAUGAAAAUGGGAAAAGAAAAGUGUUGAAGUUAGUUAGUAAAACUUAUAAAGAAGGCGAAUACUUUGUAACAAAGAAGGAACAUGUUUAUGUAAGUUGUUCGGAAGAUGAAGAAGAAAAAAAAGAAGAGAUUAAAAGGAAAGAGAAGAAAGAGGAGGCCAAGAUAGAAAAAGUAAAGAAGAAGCAAUCUACCUUAAUGGAUUUCUUCAAGAGGUCUUAGAAUUGUUCCUCAAAAUCGCCUAAAUAGUUCUAAAUAUUCAUUUGUUUCAUAAAUAAUUUGAAUGUACAUUAAUAAAUAAUUAUAUAUUUGUAAUGACUGAAUUUAAUAGUUGUGACUUUGAGAGUGCUGUUUAUAUACAUAUAUGAAUGCUGAUCAAACAUUUGUUAAUUUAUUGCUUGGGAAUUAAGGUCAUUAUUGUCACUAUUGUCAAAUAUAAAAAUAUUGCUUGAAA